AUGCUGCUAGGUGAAUCAUCCUUACAAUAUCCAAAAUUAAAAGGAAAAAUUAAUAAAAUAAAUUUUAAAAUUAAUUAUUUAUUUUUAAGAGUCGGUACUGGUGAUGAUAAUGCUGGUUCAAUAACUUUUGGUUCAGAAAAUGUUAAAAACUGUAAACCAAAAUAUAGCUAUGUUCCUUUAGCAGAACGUUCAAAUUGGGUUAUUGGAGUCCAAUCAAUUAACGUUAAUGGACAACCUUCAUUAAAUCCUUUAGGCCCAACAAAAUUAAAAAUUACAAAUUCCGGUCUUUACAUGUAUGGACCAAAAAAGCAAUUAGACAUUUUGGCAAAACAAUUAGGAUUUAAUAUUCCAAAAGAUUCUGGAACUUUUUACACAAAAGGAUCGUGUAAUGGAAUGGAAAAAAUGCCAAAUAUAAAUAUUAAUGUUGGAGAUAAUAAAAAACAGGCACAAAUUAUUUUGAAACCAAAACAAUAUAUGGAAGUGUCCCCAAUAGGAGAAUGCCGUUUUCUGUUUAUGACAAGUGAAGGUUAUUCCCCUUCUGAAGACAACAAUUAUUGGAGUAUGGGAGCUCAAUUUUUAUUAGGGCGUUGUGUUGCCGUUAAUUGGGUUGAUGGAACUAUGGGAUUUUCUGAUGCUAAUUAA
This is a messenger RNA of Meloidogyne enterolobii, 642 nucleotides long. Lineage: Eukaryota; Metazoa; Nematoda; Chromadorea; Rhabditida; Meloidogynidae. The record is from the annotation of a GenBank genome assembly.